AUGGAGCUCACCAGAAUCCACGUACGGGGCAAGCGCAAGACGCCCGUAACGAACCGACCUCAAGCGUUGUGCGAACCGCCUGUCAAGGCUCUGCGGACUAAGAAGUCUCUGUCCUCGGUCAUGGCCACUCGAGCAACGCGCCACCGGAGCACGCUCGACUCCCUUCCGGCGGAAAUCCUCGAGAGCAUCCUUCUUUACAGCGCCAAUCUUUCUCUGCCCCGGGUGAGCAACUUCAUUGGCUUCAAGCUCUCCGGGCGGGCUACACUGCUGCGUCUGUUCAUCCUGGCAUUCCAUGAGACGUGGGAGCAGUGGUUCGGCAUUCCGACCGACCCGGCAAUAGUCCACGGACCUUGGCUCCAAGACGCCCAGCAUGUCCCAUGCGGCGGAGAUCCCAUAUUCCAGUCCCAAGUGCUCGAUCAGCCUUGGAUCAGCAUAGAUUUGAUCUUGCAAGCACAGCAGAACUGGGCCGACAAUCAUGGGCGAGGACGCCACUAUCAACACAGUGCUUUCUGGGUCGAUGGUGCUCGAGAAGUUGGCCACGACUAUGACGGGGGAUUCUCUCACUUUAAUGCGCGAGAGUGCUUCGAGGCAGACUACCAGCAAGCGGUCAAGUGGCCAGCUUUUGCAGCCCGAGGGAUCCAUUGGUUUUCUCAAGAUAUCCAUCCUUUGACACGUAUCCCUGAUCGACUCAUUACCGGCCCAUGGGACGAUGAGAUGCAGCGGCAGCUCUUUUGGCUCUGUCGUGGCGGCUACAUGACUUGCGAAAAGCUCUUCAUACAACCCACGUGGGAGGUCAAGAUUGAGCUCAUCCGCAACGCCAUGCUGAAUGCCGAGGUGCCCAAUCUGCUGGCCAUUAACUGCCUUUUCCGCACCUGGGUCUUUGACGGUCUGCCUGCAGACGUUGUGAGAAAAGAGAUCAUUGGACUGGAGCGCCGAAUCGAAUGGGGAGGUGAUCCGACCGAGACUAGAGAACUGCUACGACGGGUCAGAAGCGCCCUUUUCCUCUCGCUGCAUAUGCCAGACCAUAGAGGAGACCUUGUCGCUCGACGGUCUGACAUCUAG
Trichoderma reesei QM6a is the source of this 1062-nucleotide messenger RNA. RefSeq lists its product as uncharacterized. Bases 1 to 1062 code for a protein of 353 amino acids. The record is from RefSeq and is a predicted model, not a curated record. The transcript is spliced from 2 exons. NCBI's taxonomy places the organism in Eukaryota, Fungi, Ascomycota, Sordariomycetes, Hypocreales, Hypocreaceae.